Populus trichocarpa (black cottonwood) is the source of this 775-nucleotide messenger RNA. Its product is annotated as transcription factor MUTE. Gene Ontology annotation, molecular function: DNA-binding transcription factor activity; protein dimerization activity. Bases 57 to 677 code for a protein of 206 amino acids. The transcript is spliced from 3 exons. Gene Ontology annotation, biological process: guard cell differentiation; positive regulation of DNA-templated transcription; stomatal complex development. NCBI's taxonomy places the organism in Eukaryota, Viridiplantae, Streptophyta, Magnoliopsida, Malpighiales, Salicaceae. The record is from RefSeq and is a predicted model, not a curated record. Gene Ontology annotation, cellular component: nucleus.
AGCUUAACCAGUCAUACAUAUAGACCUGUUCAGUAUUUGCUGGUACCAGAAACAACAUGUCUCACAUAGCUGUGGAAAGAAACAGAAGAAGACAGAUGAAUGAGCAUCUCAAAGUCUUACGUUCCUUGACCCCUUGUUUCUAUAUCAAAAGGGGGGACCAAGCUUCUAUAAUAGGGGGUGCAAUAGAGUUCAUAAAGGAGUUGCACCAAGUUCUACAAGCUUUGGAGUCCAAGAAACAAAGGAAGAGUAGUUUGAGCCCUAGCCCUGGUCCUUGCCUUAGCCCUAGCCCUAGGGCGCCACUGCAACUAAUAACCUCUAGUCUUCAUCCUGAUCACCAUAACCCCUUUCCCUUUGGGAAUAUUGAAAAUGAUCUCAAGGAACUAGGCGCUGCAUGCUGCAACUCUCCAAUUGCAGAUGUUGAAGCAAAGAUAUCAGGAUCAAACGUUAUCUUGAAAGUAAUAUCGCGGCGAAUACCAGGUCAAAUUGUGAGGAUAAUCAGUGUGUUGGAAAACCUUUCCUUUGAGAUCCUUCACUUGAACAUCAGUAGCAUGGAAGAUACUGUCCUUUACUCCUUUGUCAUUAAGAUAGGGCUAGAAUGUCAGGUGAGUGUGGAGGAACUAGCAGUUGAAGUGCAACAAAGCUUCUUUCAAGACACAAUUUAUACAUAUGAGUUAUAGUAUAUGGUGUUUCCCGGAUUUAAUUGGAUGGAUAGUUGUUGCUUGAUAUAUCGAUAAAGAAACAUUCCAUAAUAAAAAAGUUAAUUUUGAUUUACUAA